UAUCAUAGAUAUAAAUAAAAGGAAUUAUAUGAAAGAUAUCUUGUAUUUAUGGAAUGAAACUAAAGCUUCCAAACUAUAACAAAUCGUAGAAUGAGUAUAUAUAAUGGAUACCUCUUGUACAUAAUUGUACAGUCAUUGCUCUUUCUGAACUUGUCUCUCAUUGAUUCAUAAGCAAUAAGCAAUAAGCAAUAAGCAAUAAGCAAUAAUGCCAAUGGAGUUGCCAAAAGAGAAAGUGGUGGUGAUAAUGGCCCCUACGGCUUCCGGAAAGUCUCGACUUUCAGUGGAAGUGGCGAGCCGUUACCCCUCUGAAAUCAUCAACAGUGAUAAAAUCCAAGUCUAUAAAGGACUUGACAUAACCACAAACAAAAUAACGUUGGAGGAACAACUUGGUGUUCCUCAUCAUUUACUUGGCAACAUUGAUUCAGUGAUACAUCCUGAGUUAAGUGCUGCUGAAUUUCGAUCUCGUGCUUCGUCUAUAAUAUCAGAAAUUAGUGGUCGUGGUAACCUACCUAUUGUUGUAGGUGGGUCAAACUCAUUUGUGUAUGCACUUCUGGCUAAUGAAUUUAACAAAGACUUGAAUGUAUUUUCAGAAUCGGGUGCACAAGUCUGUUCUGAGUUGAGGUAUAAUUGUUGCCUCAUUUGGAUUGAUGUUUCAUUGCCAGUGUUAGAUGAAUAUAUUAAGAAGCGGGUUGAUGACAUGAUUGAUUCAGGAGGUCUGAACGAGUUGGCUAAGUUUCACCAGUAUGACAUGCUUCACUUGGAACCUAACGUUGGGCUCACCAAGUCUAUCGGUGUGCCAGAAUUCAAAGAGUAUGUUUCAAGGUACGGAAAUGAGAUGCCUUCAUCGAAGGGGGAUCAAAAGCAGAAGGAUUUAUAUGACAAGGCUGUGAAUUUAAUGAAAGAGAAUACUUGUAAGCUAGCUAAAGCACAAAUGGAAAAGAUCAAGUUUCUCAAACAAAGAGGCUGGGAUAUUAAGAGAUUAGAUGCUACUAAAUCGUUUAUGGCAUUACUCCAAGGAUCCAAGAAUUGGUCAACCAUCUGGGAGACUCAAGUUCUUCAACCCACCCUCAACAUUGUUAACAGCCUUUUGGAGGAGCCAUAGCUAGGCUUUUCAUGCUUUUACUUUAAGGGUUUUUCAUUGCUUUUCCGUUUUUCGUUUUUCCUUUUUCCUUUUUCCUUUUUCCUUUUUCCUUUUUCCUUUUGUUGUUGUUGUUGUUGUUAAGGUGCAAGUUUAGGAUCGGAGACCCUUCAUCCCCCUUAGGCUAAGUUUAUAAUAACUCAUAGGUUGUUCAAUUUCAAUUGUGCAACCUUUUGACAAAAAACAACAAUUCUUGGCAAACUAGAGUGCAUCUGAUCAACAAAUCUUCCAAGCUAGAUAAUUAACUACUCUAUAUUUAUAAUUUGUUUUGCAUUAAUAUAUCAGAUUUCCUAAAGCAUUGACAAUCCCUUCUUUUUUUUCUUUUCUUUUUAACAUAACAUAUGCUAAGCACACUAAACAGUAAUCUCAGGAAAAGGAAAUAUAAGUCGGGGCUACUUUGUUUGCAAGGAUCAUGAUUCAUAUCACUUACCUUGUGAAUACUAUACCAAUUCAUGGUACUGUCCAAGCGUUAUACUUCCUCCAUUUUUUAAUAAUUGAUAUUCAUGUGGGAUCUUGUUAAUUCGUCUCGAAAUAU
Molecule: messenger RNA, 1673 nt
Organism: Spinacia oleracea (spinach)
Lineage: Eukaryota; Viridiplantae; Streptophyta; Magnoliopsida; Caryophyllales; Amaranthaceae
Product: adenylate isopentenyltransferase 1, chloroplastic-like
Exons: 1
Coding region: 206-1102 (298 amino acids)
Biological process (GO): cytokinin biosynthetic process; tRNA modification
Cellular component (GO): mitochondrion
Molecular function (GO): AMP dimethylallyltransferase activity; tRNA dimethylallyltransferase activity
Source: RefSeq, a predicted model, not a curated record